Messenger RNA from Xyrauchen texanus (razorback sucker), 1477 nucleotides. Its product is annotated as transmembrane protein 192-like. Lineage: Eukaryota; Metazoa; Chordata; Actinopteri; Cypriniformes; Catostomidae. Bases 109 to 915 code for a protein of 268 amino acids. The record is from RefSeq and is a predicted model, not a curated record. The transcript has 6 exons. Gene Ontology annotation, cellular component: late endosome; lysosomal membrane.
ACUCUUCUUCAGCUUGGAAAUUCCGGAAGUCAAAUGGAGAAAUGUUUGUUGGCGCUUAUUGUUUAUAACUAGACUAUUUGGUUUUUUGUGUGAUGACCAAGCAGUGUAAUGGAGUCUGAACGGACAUUGGCACAUGGCAAAACAAAUGUAGGUUUUUCACAAAGCAAUGACGAUGACCCUCUCAUUGAUGGGCCAUUCUUAUCAGAAGAUGCCCUGGAGUCAUCGAUCAAGAGAGCGUUUGAGAAAUUACCUACUCAUUGGGCAGUGGGGAUACUCUCAUUUUUACAUGUGGUGUAUGUGGUGUUAUGUAUUGUAAUCACAGUAUUUUGCUGGGUAUCUGAUGAGCACUCUGCUCAGUGCACUGCUGCAUUGCAGGGGAUCGACUCCAAGGCCGUGGUGUUGCUGGGGAAAGUCGCACUGUGGGUGCUAGUCUUUAUAUAUGAUAGAUUUGUCCAGCAUCACCAUAGUGCUGUGAGACAGAGAGGUUACCUGGACUUCUACAGGAUGACCAGAGGAAUAAAAAACCUUCCCUUGCUCAUUCACUCUGCAGGUAAUGCAGCAGUCCUGACUGUGAUUGCUCCAUCCUCUCUGCUGGAUGUAAGGGUAAAGAAUCUUUCUGUAUAUCUCCUGCUGGCCAUCAUCUGUCUGGAGCUACUGCUGUCUGUUAUAUGCCUGCUGAGAUACUCUGUGCAUGUGGUGAAGUUCAAUAGCAAGAAGCCACUUCCUGAUAUAAAUGAAGAGGAGCGUUCUCACGGCUGCUCCACUGAUGUGCAAGCCGAGACAGGCUUCAGGGACGGCUCCAGUCUGGAGGAACUUGUAGAAAAACAGGCAGACCUGAUUGAUUAUCUCAAACAGCACAACAGUCAUCUAAGCAAGAGAAUCCUCAGCCUGACAAGCCAGCGGAUCAGAGACUGACACCCAAGAGAGAGAGUGACUCCGAGUCAGAACUGUUAGUGGAAAUGAUGCGUGCAUGCGAGUAUGUGUGCGCGUCUAUCUUGACUGGAAUCGGCAGCCGUGGCUGACUGAUCAGAAGGCUUUUGGUGGGAAACGAACCUUGGCAACCUCUCUAACGAUGCUCUCACGUUUCCAUGACAACACGUCUGACUAGACAAUGGGCGCAAUUUGGAAGUCAAAAACUUCUCCUGCAGAAAUGUUCACCAAACAUGCUCAUUAUGAGUUUUUGGGUAUUAAGAUCUUAUCAAAUCAAAAGAUUUAGUGUCUUACUGAUAUAUCUGUGUGUGUUUGUAUGUGAAAGUAAUAUCGUGUAUGUCAUAUAGUUUCUUUAACAAGUAAUUUAAACCUCAGCUUUGUGGUUCAGUGCUGCUUUUAUGUAUAAAGAAUGUGUUGAAAGGAUCUUUCAGGUGACAUAUGUGGGUUGUUAAGUCAUUCUCAAAAUUAUUUGGGACAUACUGACUUUUUUUUGUCCUGAUGCUUCAAGUAAAAAUCUUUUGUACUACUGUAUUUUUAUGUUCAAUAA